Oncorhynchus keta (chum salmon) is the source of this 1581-nucleotide messenger RNA. Its product is annotated as basal cell adhesion molecule-like. Lineage: Eukaryota; Metazoa; Chordata; Actinopteri; Salmoniformes; Salmonidae. Bases 561 to 1439 code for a protein of 292 amino acids. The record is from RefSeq and is a predicted model, not a curated record. The transcript is spliced from 6 exons. Gene Ontology annotation, cellular component: plasma membrane.
GUAGCUACUAAAACAAUUGGAUACCACGAAAUUGGGGAGAAAAAGGGGUAAAAUUCAAACAAACAAAAAAAGGUCAAGAUAUUAUCCCUAGAGUUGGUUUACUAGGAUCUAUUUCUUUAAAUAUGACUUUUUAGCUAAUCAGGUAGAACAAAAAUAAUGAGUUAGAGACCAAAACAGCAGUACUAGCAGAACACACGAGAAGACUGUUUACUAACCAAACCCGUAUGUCCAAGAUUUUGUGUCCAACAGGUGAAUUAAAGGAGAAGGUGAUUCACUCAAUCCAACCAGGAGACUGAGAAGAAUAGACUGGAAGCAGCCCUGAUGGGAAGGCCCAUAAACCACCGCCUUUGCUAUUAGAAUAGCUGAGAGAGUCACUUGGGUCCACGUUACCCACUGCAAGAAGCUGGAACCAGGGCACUUUGCAUGCAGAUGAGCUGAGGAGAUGACUCUCUUGGAAAGCAGAAGCAGACACAAGGAGGGGCACGAGAUGAAGAGGAGGAUGAAGAGGAGGAAGAAGAGAAAGACGAGGAGGAGAGGGUAUAACCAGGUAUAACCACAACAUGACCAUACAAGUAUGCUACUGUAUGACACCCCCAUUGGCCCAUGGUCUGACUGUAGACCCACAGCCUGUGACUAUGUGCUGGGCCAUCGUGACAGUGACAGUGACUCCCAAGGUGGAGGUGAUCAAGGGAGAGUCAGCCAGUCUGCCCUGCACCUUCAAAAUCCCUCCCUCCCCGAACAACAUCGUGGAGUGGUUCAUUGAGGAGGGUGGCACCAGGAAGCGUGUUGCGUUCCGCUCCGUGUCGGGCGGCGAGGGGAAGAGUGAUGAGGGGACACGUCUGUCCGACAGAGUGACCAUGGGAAGGGACUUCUCUCUGACCAUCUCCCCUGUGACGGUGGAGGACCAGCUGCCCUUCUACUGCCAGGUCACUGCUGGCCCUGCCGGGGUUGGAGAGGCCAUCACACAGCUCAAAGUCUUCUUCGCUCCAGAGAUGCCAGAGGUCACUGGAUCCAACCAGGCCAUAUCUGUUGGUGACUCCUCCACACAGGUUGGUUUCAACUAUUUGUCCUGUAAACUUCCAUUGUCCUCCAAUGUUCUCCAUUGUCCUCUAAUGGUCUUCCAUUGUCUUCCAAUGUUCUUCCAUUGUCCUCCAAUGUUCUCCAUUGUCCUCCAAUGUUCUUCCAUUGUCUUCCAAUGUUCUUCCAUUGUCUUCCAAUGUUCUUCCAUUGUCCUCCAAUGUUCUUCCAUUGUCUUCCAAUGUUCUUCCAUUGUCCUCCAAUGUUCUUCCAUUGUCUUCCAAUGUUCUUCCAUUGUCCUCCAAUGUUCUCCAUUGUCUUCCAAUGUUCUUCCAUUGUCCUCUAAUGGUCUUCCAUUGUCUUCCAAUGUUCUUCUAUUGUCCUCCAAUGUUCUCCAUUGUCAUCCAAUGUUCUUCCAUUGACCUCUAAUGGUCUUCCAUUGUCCUCCAAUGUUCUCCAUUGUACUCCAAUGUUCUUCCAUUGUCCUCCAAUGUUCUCCAUUGUCCUCCAAUGUUCUUCCAUUGUCUUCCAAUGUUCUUCCAUUGUCUUCCAAUGUUCUUCCAU